Botrytis deweyae is the source of this 1502-nucleotide messenger RNA. RefSeq lists its product as uncharacterized. Gene Ontology annotation, molecular function: endonuclease activity. The coding region runs from base 1 to 906 and encodes 301 amino acids. Lineage: Eukaryota; Fungi; Ascomycota; Leotiomycetes; Helotiales; Sclerotiniaceae. The transcript has 2 exons. Gene Ontology annotation, cellular component: Las1 complex; preribosome, large subunit precursor. Gene Ontology annotation, biological process: maturation of LSU-rRNA; maturation of 5.8S rRNA. The record is from RefSeq and is a predicted model, not a curated record.
AUGGUUCAAUUCGUAAUUACGCCCUGGCGAACGCGUCGCGAGCUUCUCCAAGUGCGCGAAAAGCUUUACCAAAAUACUGAGACAACCCCUCCUAAUGAUUCUUAUCGUCGACAAGCCGUCUGCCUCAUAUCCGUAUGGAUGCAACGAGGAAAUUGUCCGCAUCUCGUCGAGUCCUCUGCGAUCAUUACUUCGGCUAUUCUAAAUGAUGUUCCUGGAAAUUCAUCCUAUUGUGUAAGAGCUGCUUAUUCUGCUGCUUUCUGUCGUUUCGUUACAGGUCUCCUAGAUAGUCAUCAAGAUAAACGUCGCAAAUUAAGUAUGUACUCAAUUGCGAAAACAAUCGGUCUACCAGCUACAUACGUCGAACUUCGGCAUCAGGCUACCCACGAAGAACUCCCAUCACUUCCUAAACUUCGAAUAGCUGCGCGCAAAGCAUUGAAGUGGAUUUGGGAUUUUUACUGGGCAGAUUUAUCAAUCGAUGAAAAGGAUGACGAUUGCAAGAUAUUCGUACGAGGGGUUCUAGAGCGGAAGGAUCAAGGAAUAAAUCUGAAUAUGAUUAAGGAUCGACUUGAAGCCUACGGGAUAGACGAGCUUCUUCGUGCGCUAGGUGAACUGGAGGAAUCUCUAGAAGACCCAAUGACGAUAUUACAAGCGCACAAUUUCCGACAGAAGAUAUCUGAUUGGGAAGAAUCUAAAUCUCCUAAAAGGAAAAGCACAUCUGUUCCCAAUACAACCGCCCAAGAUCUUAACGAUAUCCGAGCGGGAAUGGUGAAAAUGGAACAUGAUUUGGAUACUGCCGCUGCAUCCAUACAAAUACCUAAAGACGACAAAUCUUCUGCAAAUUGUACGGAGAAAGGCUGGUCGCGCUGGGAAGGGCCGUGGGUACCAAAACCAAUAGGAGUGCUGUGAUGCAAAGAUUUGGAUUGAUGCCCAAUAUUAAUGACCACGUGCCCCGGUGUAUUAUGCCCUAGUACAACGACCAAAAGCUCAACCCUACUGAAAGAAAUCUUUAGCAUCAAGAUUGUCCUCCAUGUUGCAUGUCUCGAGCGUCGAAUAUGGCGGAAUGAGCGGAUGCUUCAAGAGUGGGGUUGAGAUGUACAAUAAUCAUCUCGUGCAGCAUAUAUUUGGUUUAAUGCUGGGGUGAUGCGCGUUGAGCAGUUUCCGUUCUCCAUAUGGAUUUGAAUGCAUUCAAUGCAAAGCACCCGGAUUGUGGCGGGUCAAGAAAGUUCUUUAUGAAUAUGAGAGUUGGCAGAGGGGCUUAUGCAUGUAAGCCAUUUCGAUAUUCCCAGUCAGUUACACCGUAUUCUUCAUGAAUAUUUAGCCAUGGGAUUAUUCUUGCUUUGUCAGCAUUAUCUCUUUACACAAUGCUACAUUCCUCAACCAGACCUUGCGAGGUUGAUAUCCUUGAGCAAGAUUCAAGAUACAUUGGUCCUUGACCAAGGGUAUACGUCAAAUGAGUAUUGCCAAAAUCCCCAAAUUGUUACUAUUUUUUAUUACAAAUUUAU